Molecule: messenger RNA, 2038 nt
Organism: Fundulus heteroclitus (mummichog)
Lineage: Eukaryota; Metazoa; Chordata; Actinopteri; Cyprinodontiformes; Fundulidae
Product: cytochrome P450 3A56
Exons: 13
Coding region: 45-1535 (496 amino acids)
Molecular function (GO): iron ion binding; steroid hydroxylase activity; oxidoreductase activity, acting on paired donors, with incorporation or reduction of molecular oxygen, reduced flavin or flavoprotein as one donor, and incorporation of one atom of oxygen
Source: RefSeq, a predicted model, not a curated record
GACACCUGGUUUCACAGAGACCGGUUCUUCCACCGAGAGGAGACAUGGGUUACUUCUACUUCUCCGCUGAGACAUGGACCCUGCUGGUGGCCUUUGUCACUCUGCUCCUCGUAUACGCCUACUGGCCAUAUGGGACUUUCAAGAGAUUAGGGAUCUCAGGUCCCAAACCCGUCCCAUUUUUUGGUACAAUGCUGCAUUAUCGAAGGGGGUUCUUCACCUUCGACGAAGAAUGCAAAAAGAAAUACGGGAAGGUAUGGGGCAUCUACGACGGGCGCCAGCCUGUGCUGUGUGUCACAGAUCCUGAAAUCAUAAAGGCGGUCCUGGUUAAGGAAUGCUUGUCUUUCUUCACCAACCGCAGGAACUUCCAUCUGAAUGGGCCGCUGUAUGAUGCCUUGUCCGUUGCUGAAGAUGACCAGUGGAAAAGGAUCCGCAGUGUCCUGUCUCCUUCCUUCACCUCCGGGAAACUAAAAGAGAUGUUUGAAAUCAUGAAGAAUCAUUCUGCGAACCUGAUCCGCAGCAUGAAAAAGAAGGCAGACAAGGACGAACCAUUAGAUCUGAAGGAAUUCUUUGGAUCGUACAGCAUGGAUGUGGUAACCAGCACGGCCUUCAGUGUAGACAUCGACUCGCUGAACAACCCAUCAGACCCGUUUGUGACGAACAUCAAGAAGAUGUUGAAGUUUGACUUCUUAAACCCCCUCUUCCUCGCCGUCGCUUUCUUUCCCUUCCUUGGUCCCAUACUUGAAAAAUUUGAAUUAUCAUUCUUCCCCAAAUCUGUGACCGACUUCUUUUACGCUUCUCUGGAAAAGAUCAAGUCCAAUCGUGAAGCCAGCCAGCAGAAGAGUCGAGUAGAUUUUCUCCAACUGAUGAUUGAUUCCCAAAAGAACAGCGGGGCACAACAGGACAAAAGUUUAACUGACCAUGAGAUCCUCUCUCAAUCCAUGAUUUUCAUUUUUGCUGGUUAUGAGACAAGCAGCAGCUCUCUCACUUUCUUGGCUUACAAUCUGGCUACGAAUCCAGAGGUCAUGAAAAAACUCCAGGAGGAGAUCGAUGCUACCUUCCCCAACAAGGCUCCUGUUCACUAUCAGCCCUUGAUGGAGAUGGAGUACCUGGACUGCGUCAUCAAUGAGUCUCUCCGACUGUUCCCCAUCGCCGCGCGUCUGGAGCGUGUGGCCAAAGCAGCCGUGGAGAUAAAUGGCGUCGUGAUUCCAAAGGACAUGGUUGUCAUGAUACCUACAUGGCCUCUGCACCGGGACCCUGAGAUCUGGCCUGAACCGGAGGCGUUCAAACCUGAGAGAUUCAGCAAGAAAAACAAGGACAACAUUGAUCCAUACAUAUACAUGCCCUUCGGAUCGGGGCCAAGGAACUGCAUUGGGAUGAGAUUUGCUCUGGUGUUGAUAAAACUGGCGGUGGUGGAGAUCCUGCAGCAAUACAGUUUCUCUGUUUGUAAAGAGACUGAGGUCCCAUUUGAGAUGGAUAUCCAGGGUCUGCUCGCACCCAAAAGACCCAUCCAACUGAAGCUGGUGCCUCGCUCCUAAUCGUCCAGCAAAAGAAAUAUGUCAAAAUGGCAGAUUUUGAUGUGUUUGUUAUGUGAAAUUUCCCUUUCUAUGCUGUAAAUAAAAUUGGCAGAAACAGUUUUAGCAUUGUAUCUCUCUGUAUCUACAUCCUGAACUGAGUGUUUAUAAUUUUAGUUACCAAUAUACCCGUGCGUUCCUUUAUUAAUAUAUAUAUAUUUACAUUUUAUUUAAUCGUUACUACUAAUAAUUUUACUUAAUUUUUCACAUUUUAUUCAAAUAAAACUUGUACGUUUAAAGAGAGUAAAGCUUACACACUGAGGUUCCCCACAUGUGGGGAUUUCACGUUAGGAAGGCUUAUUCAUGUUUUUAUUUUUUCUCAUGCGACUUUAAUAUUUUGUCUUCAUCAGACUUUAAGAAAGUGUGGGAAAUCUGUUUGAUAUAUGUUUACACUUAGACUGAACAAUUGUACCACCUUGUAAAGGUUAUAUUUUUGUCCUGAUAUAUAAAAUAUAAUAACAUACAAA